This is a messenger RNA of Humulus lupulus (European hop), 819 nucleotides long. Its product is annotated as calmodulin-binding protein 60 D-like. NCBI's taxonomy places the organism in Eukaryota, Viridiplantae, Streptophyta, Magnoliopsida, Rosales, Cannabaceae. The coding region runs from base 1 to 804 and encodes 267 amino acids. Gene Ontology annotation, biological process: regulation of salicylic acid biosynthetic process. Gene Ontology annotation, cellular component: nucleus. The record is from RefSeq and is a predicted model, not a curated record. Gene Ontology annotation, molecular function: sequence-specific DNA binding; calmodulin binding; DNA-binding transcription factor activity. The transcript is spliced from 6 exons.
AUGGAAGAUUCCAGGUCUUCCCCAAAACGAAUUGAAGGUCCAGAUGGUCGAAACUUGCAGCUGCACUUCAGCACUGGCCAACUUGUAAUAUCUAGACCUGAAGUCUCUGUGAAACUUGAUGUUGUUGUGGUUGAAGGUGAUUUUAACAAUGAAGAUGAAGAAGGUUGGACCCAAGAAGAAUUUGAAAGUCAUGUAGUGAAGGAACGUGAAGGAAAAAGACCUUUGUUGCAUGGAGAUCUUCAGCUGACCCUCAAGGAUGGGGACCUUAUAUUUACUGAUAACUCUAGUUGGAUAAGAAGCAGGAAGUUCAGACUUGGAUUAAAGGUUGCCUCGGGUUUUUGUGAGGGUAUACACAUACGUGAAGCAAAGACUGAAGCUUUUACUGUUAAAGAUCACAGAGGGGAAUUAUACAAGAAACACUAUCCACCAGCAUUGAACGAUGAGGUGUGGAGAUUGGACAAGAUUGGCAAGGAUGAAUCAUUCCACAAGACGCUUACUAGAGCAGGAAUACUCACAGUUGAAGACUUUAUCACCUAUUAUAAUGCCAUACUUUAUCUUUAUCAGAAAAUAAUUAAAAAGUACAACUUGAGAGAGAAGGGACACUCACAAUAUCAGAGUUAUGCUUUGGGAAUUAAAGAGGUCUGGGAAAUUGAUGAGAGCAAACAUCAUCCUGGUUUUGUACUUCACACAUUGGGUUGGCCUUUGGAUCAAAAGAGAUAUGGAGGAUCGUUUAUGUACCACAUGAAUGAUAGACAGGUUUCCAUUGGUCUAGUAGUUGCUUUGAAUUAUCGCAAUCCUUUUUGAACCCUUAUGAGGAGU